CCGAUGCUUUGAAGUUGAACCUGUAACACGCAGAUCCGUGUUGUUCGUUCACUCCUAUAGCUAUAUGUUCUACAGUGGUUUCAUCCACGAAAUGACUUCUGCUCCGGUCCGGAGAUCCGAAGAAACGGAUCAAACCAUUCUUGAAGCAUGUGUAAAUUAAAAGAGUGGACGUUCAGCACUUCCAGUUUAAACUUUGAACAACGGGAAAUCCGAAAUCCUGAGUUAACUAGUCUACAAGUGGAAAGAUGUCGUUCGGAACAAUCAAGGCGUUCAUCGAGAUCGACUCAGUUAAUUAACGUUGCUGGCAUCCAGGUACAGACGAAAACUGAUUAUUACGAGCCUCCUGCGAAAAUUGCUCAGAUGCCCCACAGCCACAGUCCCUCUCACAUUAUUUACUCAUUCCCCUUGAAAACUGCUACAUGAAUUUUGACUUUAUCAAUUUGAGAUCGAGGAGGACGUAUAGACCCAAAUUCUGUAUCUAAUAAAUUCCAUGUGAAUUCAUCUAAUUGGCCCAGUGACUCUUUAACCAAUCACAACUCACGACAUAAGGGGGUUCACUUCAACAACCAUCAGCCAGAGAAGAUUCAGAUUUGGACUCGUCCUCAAAUCUCUUACCCCAGACCUGCCCCUAGAGGCCUAGACUGUUGAUUUUGUUUAUAAUACUGUCGUAUGAUACGCAACUACAAGUGGCAGCAUUUUCGUAGUUUCUACCAUGAGGGGAAUUUUUAAAACCUGUCUUUCCUCAAAAUUGCCGUUACCAACUUACCAUCCGAUGUGUUGGUUCCGAGAACUCCUCCAAGUCCAAUGGAUCCGGCAUUCAACGAUAACCAACCAGCCCAUUACUCCCAGAGAAAGAGAGAGCUUUCUUCGGUAAAGGUCCAAGCUCGGUUUCUCAGGUACUGUCAGAGUGGAGCAAAAGUCGAAAGCGAACCAACCGAGACCAACUAUGGCGUGCAAUUCAGUCAGCAUUUCCGGCUCUCCGAUCGCCAGCACGACAAAAGACAUGCCCAGAGAACAUAACAGUCUUCGGCGGUCCCAUUCCGGCAAAGACCUGUGCGACCCAUCUGGUCUCCGAAGAUCAAAGUCCGACCCUCAGCUCCGUUACUCGCUAAACUGCAUCCGUGCUGCUUCGCUCGAACCCAAACUAAAGAAAAGCCGUUCCACUGGCAUCUUCCCUUUCCAGCUCUCAGGUUCGGUCCGAUCGCCUCCUUUUGAUCCCGAUAUGGACAUAAAAAUGAGGGUGGUCGACUACUCGGAUGACACCCAUGAAGGAGAAGAGGAAUCGGAGAAGAAGAAGAAGAAGAAGAAGAAGAAGAAGAAGAAUAAGAAGAGAGCGAAUUGGGUGGAGCGACUUUUAGAGCUUCGAAGUCAUUGGAGGAGCCGACAACAGAAAGAACAAGCAACCGGAAAUGGAGAUGAAGGCAAAGGUAGUUGUGUGGUUGAUUACGGCCCUGAAGAUGAGGAAGAGGGAACCAUUUUCGAUCAAGAAUCCUUUUCAAGGUUGUUAGUUCGAGUUCCAUUGUCUGAUACGAAACUCCUCUCGCAAUUGGCUUUCCUGUGCAACAUAGCCUAUGUGAUUCCUGAGAUCAAGGCCGAAGACUUGAGCAAAUACUACGAUCUACACUUCGUAACGUCUUCCUUGGAGAAGAAAGAAGAAGCCGCUGCUGUCAAGGCAAAGUUUGAUGCUGACUCCACUCGCGUACCUCUAGCUCCCUCUAUUAAAGCCAGUUCAAGGAAAGCACUGGAUUUUGAGCAGAAGCGUCCAAUCCGUCCUUCUGUAGCUUAUCAGAUUGCCUCUUCAGCGGCAUCAUACGUACACUCCCGCACCAGGGGACUGUUAUCCCUUGGCUGUGGUUCCAACAACGAGGAUCUGGAUGUCAAGACAGAAUCACAUAACCAUGGUGACCAGCCACGACCACGAGAGGACGAAGGGUGCUCCUCUUCUCGGGCUUACAAGUCCGAAAUGGCAGCUUAUGUCGCAGCAUCAACAAUGACGGCUGUUGUAGCCGCCGAAGAGGCAGCAAAGCAAGAAGCAGCAAGGGACCUUCGGUCACUUCACUCUUCUCCAUGCGAGUGGUUCGUUUGCGAUGAUCCAAGCACUUGUACUCGUUGCUUCAUCAUUCAGGGAUCAGAUUCAUUGGCAUCUUGGCAAGCAAACCUCUUCUUUGAACCUACCAAAUUCGAGGGAACAGAGGUGUUGGUCCACAGAGGUAUCUAUGAAGCUGCCAAGGGGAUUUAUGAACAAUUUACACCAGAGAUUCUAAGUCAUUUGAAAAAACAUGGAGAUGGAGCUAAACUUCGAUUCACGGGACAUUCUCUUGGGGGGAGCCUUUCCCUUCUAGUCAGCUUAAUGCUGUUGGCUAGGGGAGUAAUCAAGCCUCCCAGUCUACUACCCGUUGUUACCUUUGGAUCACCGUUCAUAUUCUGCGGAGGACAUCGUAUCCUCGAAGAACUGAAUUUGGAUGAGAGCCACGUUCGUUCUGUAAUGAUGCAUAGGGAUAUCGUUCCAAGAGCCUUCUCCUGCAACUAUCCCAACCACGUCGUGCAAGUCCUCAAGCGCCUCAAUGGUGCCUUCCGAUCUCACCCUUGCCUCAAUAACAAUAAACUGUUAUAUGGGCCAAUGGGUCGAUUGUACAUUCUUCAACCAGAUGAGAAGUCAUCUCCUCCUCACCCCUUGCUCCCUCCUGGGACUGCUCUAUAUGUCUUGAACGAGACUCUAUGUGGAUCCCGAGUGAUGAUAGCAAGUGCUCUUAGGGCCUUCCUCAAUUCUCCUCACCCACUGGAGACUUUAAGUGACCCCAAGGCCUAUGGAUCCGAAGGUACAAUACUGAGAGACCACGAGUCAAUCAACUACUCAAAAGCUGUAAAUGGUGUUUUACGACAACAAACAAAGGUGGUUGUUCAAAGACCAAGAACGUUGAGACUACACCAUAUUUGCCCUCUUCUGACAACCCCAUCUCCACACUCGUGGAGAAACCAGGAUAACUUUGAGAAAUCCAGAUUGAUUGUUGAAGAAGUUGCCUCAGGAUAACUUUGAAGACCUUUUUGUGCACUGCGCUGUCUACAAAAAAAAGGCCAUAAAUAGAAGAUAUUAUUGGGGCAUUACUGCAUUAGGAGGUGGCCGUUCCAUAUCUUAUGUAAAUGCAUGUCAAGCUCUCUUUACAUCUUAAUGUCUGUGUCCUACAAAAUGAUCCAUGAUAUAUGGCAAUGUUAAUAAAUGUCAAUA
Nelumbo nucifera (sacred lotus) is the source of this 3226-nucleotide messenger RNA. Its product is annotated as alpha/beta-Hydrolases superfamily protein. The record is from RefSeq and is a predicted model, not a curated record. Gene Ontology annotation, molecular function: glycerophospholipid phospholipase A1 activity. Lineage: Eukaryota; Viridiplantae; Streptophyta; Magnoliopsida; Proteales; Nelumbonaceae. Gene Ontology annotation, biological process: lipid metabolic process.